Symsagittifera roscoffensis is the source of this 1882-nucleotide messenger RNA. RefSeq lists its product as uncharacterized. The transcript has a single exon. Gene Ontology annotation, biological process: protein polyubiquitination; positive regulation of proteasomal ubiquitin-dependent protein catabolic process; ubiquitin-dependent protein catabolic process. The record is from RefSeq and is a predicted model, not a curated record. Gene Ontology annotation, molecular function: ubiquitin protein ligase activity; zinc ion binding; ubiquitin conjugating enzyme binding. Gene Ontology annotation, cellular component: cytoplasm; ubiquitin ligase complex. Lineage: Eukaryota; Metazoa; Xenacoelomorpha; Acoela; Convolutidae. The coding region runs from base 223 to 1764 and encodes 513 amino acids.
GAAUAGAAACUAUUCAAAUUAUUUAACCGCAUAGAACAUUUAAAUAGACACGAAUCGAGCGGUGACGACACAUAAACGCAAACAAACAGAUUCAAUUGCGCUCAGUCUUAUUUCAUAGUUUACUUGUUAGUCAGUAGCUUGACUACUUUACCCAUUUCUAUCCCGUCAAACCUGAAUUUUUUCGAAUACCAUCAACUGAAAAGCCGCGAAUAUAAGUCAGAUAUGCUAUAUCCGAAGACGAAGGAAGCUUUAGAAUCACUAUUUAACUCAGAACACUCGGGUUCGGCCCAUUCACUAGCGUCGGAGCUUUCGGUGGCAUCGUCGGAGAUCGUAAACAGCUUCGGACACCCUCCUUUGGUUGAUGAUGGGGAUCCAUCUCUCGAUAACGUUUUCGAGAUUCAGAUUCCAUCCUGUUCACAAAACCGCCGGACCCAGCGAGAGAUAUUUAACAAUUUCGAACACUCUGUAGUUGAAAGUGCAGCUGCAUUGAAUGAAGAAGGAGAAGAAGAGUUUCCAAGUUUCGUGGAGUACUUCGACUCUUCGAGUCCCGACAGCGAUGACGAGGAUCAAUCUUUUCAUCAAAGUUUCGGGAUUCGCAUCCCUUCAUGUCCACCAACGCCACCAAGGAUUGUUACGAACGCGCAAAGAUGUCUGCGCUUCCUCAAGUCCAGUGAUAUGCAUGGUGCCUUCGCAGAAGUCGUGCCUUACAGCCAUUUCGUGUACUACGCUCUAUUACCUGCUGAUGUUGAUUCUUUCAAAGCUUUACUUUAUCACUAUGUGGACAAAUAUAAAAACGAUCAAAUGUCAGCAGUGGAAUUUCGUCUGAACUCAGAACCAAUCAUACAAAGUGGUCGAAAUUUUCCGAGAACAACUGUCCGAUUCUUUCGCAUGGCAGCAGAAGAGUUGCAAAGUCAGGAGAGAUCUCCCAACUUGGGAGUCAUGGCUGAGUCAGAUUGCGACGUUUGUGGUGAAAUGAGAAUCUUGAUGAGCAGAUCUUGUUGCAACUACAACAUAUGCAAUGAGUGUAUGGCAAUGUACACUGCCGGACAAGUCGUACAGAAAUACGAACUUGUUUCAGUCGAAUGUCCAAACUGUCGGAAAUGUAUGCAUACCGAGGAGGUCCGAUACCGUCUGAAGUAUUCGCUCUUCCAAUCAGCACAUGAAAUUUAUCAGGAGCGCAUUCGCGAAGUCGCCCUGUCCAGCUCUGAGUACUUUUGUCCACACUGUCGCAACAUUUUACAAGCCCACGAAGGUUCCUCGAAUGCGCGGUCCAAAAUUUUAAAGACCUGCAGCUCCUGCGGAACCCAAAGCUGCUCUAGGUGCCGGGUGCCAUGGCAUACUGGAAUGUCCUGUAAACGAUAUCAGGAGGGUGAGAGAAGUAUGAGACAAUGGGCUCGUGGAACAGUUGUCCAGCGAAACGCAGUCCAGUGUCCCGGAUGCCGACGAUGGUACCAAAAAAGUGACGGCUGCGACCACAUGUCGUGCAAGAAAUGUAGGACUGAAUUCUGCUAUUCGUGCGGGCGGAAAUAUCGAAGUAUUAAGUUCAUUGGUUCCCAUACCAGCUCUUUCAGUGUCCUGGGGUGUAAGAACAACUUCAUGAGAGGUCAUCCAGUGUUGCGAGAGACGAUCCGCGGUUCGAUUCUGGCCGGUGCCGUUGCGGUGGCACCUGUUGUUGUUCCAGUCGCUGCUGUUGGAGGAGCUGGAUUACUUGUGGUUAUCGGCAGUACCAAAUUGGCCCGAGCGGUCGUGCGAAAACUUCGCUAAACUGUUUGCCAACCUGGUGCUAAAUCAAAAGAUGGUGCCUAUUCGCUAGAUUUAGAUUUAGAUCUAUUUUACAAAUCUUUCACAAUAUCAGAUAAUUUCUUAAUUUAUUUUAAUACAA